AUACAACAAAAGAAUGUUUAGCCACCCAAUCUAGCAUUAGUUCUUUAAAAAGUACUGCAACAGGACUUCAGUUAGCCGUAUCAAUAGCUGCAACAUCCAUACCAGCCACAGUGAUAACGACAACUCAGAGUGCUAAUCCUCUUCUUUCAUCAAAGAAGACUUGUGAAGCAAGUCAAGACCAAUCAUUGAAAACUAGCACACUUGCUGCUUUGUUGAAGGAAGACACUCCUGGCACUGGACUUGCAGAGACUGAAAUAUCAACAUUGUCCAACAAAACAAGUACUGCACCCAACACUACAGCAAGUAUUAUUGCAUCUAUAAAAGUGCCCUCAACAUUCUCAGGAAUUAAAACUGAUGCAACACCAGCUCUGCAGUUUACUGCGGGUAGUGCAGCUAUGCUUAGUGGAAUGCCAACUCAAUCAACCAAUGGAUCUUCAGUUUUGAAUUUGGGUACUACUACAUCAACUAUUCAACAGUCUAACACCUUGCAAGCUGCUGUCAUACCAGGAUAUCCAGCUAAGACUGCUGGAUUAGCAAGUCACCUUGUGUCUGGAUCAGCUGGUUUUCAGAUGUCACAGCAGUCAGCUCCCACAACUACAGCUUCUCCAUCUGUAUUGGGGGGAAUUAGUAAUUUUAGCUCCACUUCAUCUGGAAAAUCUCUUGUAGCAUCAGCAACACCAGUAGCAGUCACAGCAACAACAACAACAGCAGCAGUAGUAGCAGCAGCAGCAGCAACAGCAGCAAAAACAGCAUCUUUGCCUACAUUUACAACUCAAGGUGUAACAUCAACAACUGCAUCUACUAAGUUUUCUGCAGUUUUUCCAACAACUACACCUAUCACAUUGCAGUCAACUGGUCCAACAUUCAACUUCAAGUCGGCUGUAUCCACUGACCAUUCUAGUGCUGCAGGAGGCUUCAAUUUCCAGCAACCAGCUGCAUCAGUUAAAACUGAGGUUAAACCCCAAACUGUCUCUUACAGUUCUACAACUGCUCCUGGCAUUGGAGGCUUUGGAUUGGGUGCAGCCACUAAUGUAUCUGCUCCGUCUAGCCAGUUCAAUUUCCCCUUAGCAUCUGCUGGGUCUGGUAUAUCUGCAUUUACUACUGCUUCCACAAAUGCUGCUUCCUCCCUUUCCAGCUCUGGUGUUUCCACGGCCACAGUACCUGGAGGUUUAAGCACAACUACACAGAGUGUAUUUGGAACACAACCUGCUUCCUCCCAAAGUGGCAUUAUUGCCCCUAGCUCUUCAGCUUCUGCUACGACAGAGACCUUUGCUUUUGGUGGCUUGUCUGGUCUUGCUUCUUCAACUGGAACAGUUGCUACUGGUUUGGGUAGUUUUGGGGCAACAGCAACAACCACUGCAGCAGGAUUUGGGACAUCAGUGUCUUUAACAGGAACCAUGCCUGGGUUUGGAGUAAUAUCUACAGCUAUAGGACCAACUGCUUCUACUGUAACUAUGCCAGGAUUUGGGAAUAAUGCAGGUCAAUCAUCCUUAAUGGGCACAAUGCCUGCCUUUGGAGCUGCUUCCAUUGAUGCAAAUACAGCAUCAUCAACAGGGACAAGGCCUGGGUUUGGAGCAGCUUCCAUUGGUGUGAUCACAGCGCCAUCAACAGGGACAAUGCCUGGGUUUGGAGCAGCUGCUACAAAAACAGCAACUAUGCCUGGAUUUGGGAUCCCUUCUGCUGCACCUGUCACAGGGUUUGGGGCAACUCCUACUACCAGUGCUUCAUCAGCGAUUGCUAGUACUCAAGUAUUUGGACUGCCAACAGGUUCCAUGGUGACAGGCUUUGGAACAAAUUCUACUGGUGGCUUUGGUCUGACUUCUUCUACAGCAGUACCAUCAGGUUUUAGUACUCCUAGCAUGGCAACCUCAGGUUUUGGGGGUGCAACUACAGCAGCUAGUACUGGGAUGGGAGCAGCUCCAGCAAGUGGAACACUAGGUUUUGGUACUACUCUUGGAGUCUCUGGAUUUGGUGUACGAUCUUCUACACCUCCUGUAGGAUUUGGUGGACCUUCCAGCAGUGCACCAACCACAUCUACUGCAACAUUAAGUGCAUUUGGAGGUACAGCCCCUGCUUCAACAUUUCAAAGUGGUGUACAGUCAGGAUUUGCAACUGGAGCCACUGUAGGUGGAGGUGGCGUUUUUGGUGCUGGAUCAACGGGCUUUGGAGGACAAGCUCAGCAACCAUCAGCAGGUUUCAAUUUUGGAGCACAACAACAACAAGCAGCACAAAAUUCCACAGGGUUCAACUUUACAGCCAGUGCUGCCACAGGACAAAAUCCAGGCCAAGGUGUAGGAAGUGGUACCACUUUUCAGUUUGGACAAACUCAGACCUCAUCAUUGCCAGUACCAAGUUUUGUUGCAGGAAAAUUUGGACAAACAACUGCAAGUGCUCCUUUCAAUUUCUCAGCCGGUACUGGAUCCAGUGCAGUGCCUGCUGCCUCAUUUGGUACACCAGGACCAACAGCCAGUGGCAGUACUUCAUUAUCAAAACUACAAAGGAUGAAGAAGACGAGAGCACGCCAUCAGAAGGGAAGACACUGAUUUUAUUCACAAACAUGUGUUGUCAAAGUUAACACAUUGUCUACUGACAGUUUUAUUGCAAUCGUAUUGGCUAACUUUGACUAUCUGUAAACACAUUGUCUACUGACAGUUUUAUUCCAAUCGUAUUGGCUAACUUUGACUAUCUGU
Molecule: messenger RNA, 2690 nt
Organism: Saccoglossus kowalevskii
Lineage: Eukaryota; Metazoa; Hemichordata; Enteropneusta; Harrimaniidae
Source: RefSeq, a predicted model, not a curated record